AUGACUAUGAUCUCUGAUCUUUCGAAGGAUUUGGUAGAGGAGAUACUCUCUAAGGCUCCGAUAACUUCUCUUGGAGCCGUGAGAUCCACUCACAAACAAUGGAACGCCUUAUCCAAAGGUCGGCUGUUGUAUAAAGCGGAAGCGAAGGAUCAGUUUCUAGGGUUCAUGGUGAUGGAUCAUAGGUUUUUAUCAAUGAUAUUCCAUCUCAAUGGAAUUCUAAAAGGAGACGGUGAAGGCUUUGAUCGUCCAUCUAUCAGGGAGGUAGGUGAUAUAGUUAAUCAAAUCGACAUCUCUAAAGUGUUUCAAUGCGAUGGUUUAGUGUUGUGCGUUCCAAGUGACAACUCUAGUGUUGUGGUUUGGAAUCCGUAUUUGGGUCAAACCAAGUGGAUCGAAGCAAGAGAACCUCACGACGAAUCAGACAUGUUUGCUCUCGGUUACGACAAGGACAAGAACCACAAGAUCUUGAGGUUGUACGAUGAGUGUUAUUACUACUACGAAGUUUACAAUUUCAAGACAGAAUCAUGGGGGGAAGAAGAUCACCUUCCAGGCUGGGAUAUAGAUUCUUAUAACCGCGGCGUAUCCUUAAAUGGAAAUACGUACUUCUUGACUCAAGAGCAAAGAGCAAAAGAUAAGUAUCGUGUUUUCUUGCUUUGUUUUAACUUCACAACGGAGAAGUUUGAAAAUUUUAUUGCUAUGCCGUUUAAGUAUCAUAGGAAAUACGUUGGAACACUUUCUUGUGUUGGAAAUGAAAAACUAGCGGCUCUAUAUCAGCGCUGGGAUACAGGCGAGAUGGCCAUAUGGGUAACCACUAAGAUUGAGUCCAAUGAGGUGUUGUGGAGCAACUUGUUUAAAGUUGAUAUGAAACCACUCGUUAGGUUUGGCUUUCAACAAUGUAAAGAUGAAGCUGGCAGUUUUUUCAUUGACGAAGAGAAGAAACUCGCGGUGGUUUUUAAUCUAGAUAAAAAACGUGGUAAAAGGAAUAACAAGACACGUUGUUACCACACAGCUUACAUUAUUGGAGAGAAGGGAUACUUGAAAAAAGAGGUUCUUGGAGAAGCUGUGGAGGUCCGAAAAGACGUGUAUCGGAGCGCACUUGUGUGUUCUAGCUCUUAUGUUCCAAGUUUAGAGAAGAUCAACCAAAUUGAAGAGGAAGAGGAAGAUAAGUGCAAAUCAAUCAAAAUGGUGGACACAAAAAGGCAACGUAAGAAGAGGAAGAGGAAGAGCAAAAGGUAA
Molecule: messenger RNA, 1233 nt
Organism: Arabidopsis thaliana (thale cress)
Lineage: Eukaryota; Viridiplantae; Streptophyta; Magnoliopsida; Brassicales; Brassicaceae
Product: F-box family protein
Exons: 1
Coding region: 1-1233 (410 amino acids)
Source: RefSeq, marked reviewed